Molecule: messenger RNA, 2513 nt
Organism: Lotus japonicus
Lineage: Eukaryota; Viridiplantae; Streptophyta; Magnoliopsida; Fabales; Fabaceae
Exons: 17
Coding region: 56-2320 (754 amino acids)
Source: RefSeq, a predicted model, not a curated record
CACCAAGAGAGAGCGAGAGAGAGACUGAGACUGAGACUGAGAGAGGGAGGGAGAAAUGGCUCAGAGGUAUCGCCGUGUGAAGGAAAUCUCAAGGGUUUUAGCACCCAUUCUUCAACCAGGUGAUUGUUAUCAGCAAUCUGGCAGAGCUCUAAAGUCAGUGGCUUUGUCUAUAAUGUGUAUGGCUUCAGGGCAGAAGCCAUUUCCUAAUGCUACUCAACUGAGAGGGUUUCAUGUACACAGGUUCUCAACAAUGGUUGACGUGUCACGCGAACCUGCCCCUAAAAUUGAUCUAUUGUCUUUCAUUAAAGCUUCACUGAAUGAGUUUGAAGGCACACAUCAUUAUUGGUUAAAUCAAUCUGGAAAAUGUAAACAAAUUUUUGAAGGUGAUGGAAUCUUUUUGGUUCUUGCUGCUAGGAAUUUUGAAUCUGGCAAUAUGUUUCAAAAACUGAAGAUGGUUCAGAAGAGGUUCCCUCAUAUUAAUAUCAUGGGUUUAAAAGUAAUUCACUCUUCUGCAGAACGAGUGCACCUAAUCCAGUUUCUUAUGACAGAAAAUAUCACAUUUCCUAUUUUGUUAUCUGAGCGGACAUUUCCUCAGAUCAUGAAAGGUUCGUGCUACAUAUUAUUUAAAAAUUUUAGGAGCCCUAUAAUUUAUCAUGAGAAGGACGUGGAUCUUGAAAUUCUAUGCCAAGCUGUUUCGGAGUUACAGAAGCAACAGAUUGAUGAUUCUAAGUUACGGAAGGUCUUGAAAUUCACAUCAUGGAAGCAAGAUGGGGUCACUAAGGAUCAAUAUAUUUAUUCUCCUCUACAGAAUUUACUUCUAUAUUACCCAGGUUGUGCCUCUGCAGAUGAAACUUCUAACCGCCUCUUCUUUUCUGAUUGCAAUCAUCAUAGGAUUAUUGUAUCGGAUGGCAAUGGAGAGAUUAUGGACUGUAUUGGCUCUUCCCCAGGAUUUGAGGAUGGAUAUUUUGAAUCUGCUAAACUAAGGCGUCCUGCAGGUUCUUAUUACCAUGCUUCUGAGGAUUGCUUAUAUUUUGUGGAUUCAGAGAACCAUGCUAUCAGGAAAGCUGACAUGGGAGCACGAACAGUGGAGACUCUCUUUCCUGCAAGCGUCACUAGCAAGGGAGGAGGCGUAUGGAAUUGGAUCAUGAAUAAGCUUGGUUUAGAAAGCAGUGAGGAGACCAAUGUCGAGGAAAGAUCUGAAGUAUUUGAUUCCAAAUCGUUAUAUUUCCCAUGGCAUCUUUUGAAAUCAGUUGAUGACACUCUCUACAUCAUAGACCGCAGGUUUCAGACUUUGUGGACCAUGGAUUUCAGUUCGGGGAAGAUAAAUGAAGUUUUGGAAGGUUCUAGAAUUCUUGAGAUCUGUGGACAGCCAAUCAUGAAAAAUUUAUCCAUCUUAGAUCAGAUUCCCUGUGAUUGGUUUCCAAAGAAACCUGAUAAUGGCAAUUUAUUGGAGGGCAUCCCACGUUCUGAUCUUUUAUCUUCACUGACAACUUUGCAGAAUCACAUUUUCAUUUGCGAUACAGUUGGACAGAGGAUUGUGAAGGUCAACGAAGAAUCUAAGGUCUGUGUAAACUUCCAGUUAUGUAAUUUGGGGAUACUUGGAUUACCUUAUUGGUUGAAUUCCCCUCUGGAAACAUAUUAUGCCGUUGGAAAUGGACUUUUGGGUACAGCAAUUGAUCAUAUACAGCAUUUUGAUUUUCUACCAGGCAAGAUCGACAUACAGUUGAGUGUGAAUGUUCCUUUGGAUAUUGAGCUUGUAGAACCAUUACAAGAAUCCUGUAUUUGGCGUCAAGCAAGAGGUGCAGCAACUGAAAUUUCUGGAAUGGAUGAUGUUCCAGGUUCCUUAGAAAAGGUUGGUGCUGCCCAGCAGUGGUACGAUGAACUGGAUUAUCUUGCCGCUCCAAAGCCUGAAUCUGAAAUGACUGUUGAUGUCGAUAAUCUGGAUAAAAAGUCAGUGGUAGAAGAUGAGGGAGUUCGCAUCAGCUGUGGUGUAUGUACUAGCCCUGGAACAAGUGAGGUUAUUGUUUACGCUGUAUUGUAUUGUAAACUUAGAAGAGACCCAAACUCAAAUGAUGGCAACCGGGUAAAACAUGCAGCAAGGAUACUUGACAUUUUGAGCUCUAAGAGAUCUGGGAAAAGAGAGAGAGAAUUAUGGAAUGAAUAUCUAUUGCAAUAUAAGGGUGAUUUGAGAGAUCUUGUAUUCAUGAAACCACUUCACAUCAGAAUUAGAUUGAAUACUCUUGAUCAUCCAAAGGCUGAAAAUGGAAGGGAUAUUAUCUUAACAGACUCCUCCAUUAAGGUGAACGUAUUACUCAAUUGACAGUAGGUUGUUGUAUUAUUUUUUGACUGCAUGAUAAAUGGGUUCAGUAACCUCUGUGCCAUUGCUAUGUACCAAGAGUACCAGCUGCAAAAUGGUUUAUAAGACAUUUUUUUCGUUUUAAAUUUGAUUUGAUGUGCCUAGGAUUUUUGUGUCAGGAUUAUAUUAUUGCAAUAAGGUACAGUAUUUGUUCCAA